AGUAAUUUUCCCUCCAAAAUGCCCAAGCGUAAGAAGAUCGUUGUUUUUGGUAGUAUUAAUCAAGAUUUAACUAGCUAUACUGAAGAAUUUCCACGACCAGGUGAAAGCGUACGUGGGAAUGGAUUCAAAAUGGGUCACGGUGGCAAAGGUGCUAAUACAGCCGUAGCAGCCGCAAGACUGGGCGGAGAAGUACAAUUUAUUGGCAAGGUGGGAGACGACCUUUUCGGAGAGAACUACAUAAAAAGCUUUCAACAAGAUGGUGUUGAUACGACACAUAUAGAAAUUUCAAAAGAAAGUCCGACUGGUACCGCCACCAUACUUGUGAACGGGCGUGGUGAAAACUGCAUUGUCAUUACCACGAGUGCAAAUGCUGAGGUAAAUGAAGAAGUUGCUGAAAAACAUGAAGAAGCACUUGAAGAUGCGGCGAUUGUGAUGAUACAGGGUGAAGUCUCUCCGAAAGGAAAUAAAAGAAUUUUUGAGCUUGCUAAAGACCAUGGAGUACAAACGUUCUUCAAUCCUGCUCCUGGAGAUCCAAAUUUGGACAGGUCAAUUCUAUUGAUAACGGAUAUCAUUUGUACAAAUGAGAGUGAGACAGAAUUCAUUACGGGUAUAAAACCAGAAACAGUGGAUGACGCUAAGAAAGCAGCUGCCGAAAUGGUUACUAUAGGACCAGAACAUGCGAUUAUCACCUUAGGAGCACAAGGCUGUGUGCUCGCAUCUAAAGACCAUGAAGCUGAGCAUAUCCCAGCCAAGAAAGUGACCGCAAUCGACACAACGGGAGCUGGUGACUGUUUCUGUGGCUCCUUCGCUUACUUCAUGAUCAAUACGGAUUGUUCUGUGCGUGAUGCCGCAGAAAAAGCAGCUAACAUCGCCUCCUUGUCCGUUCAGCGAAAAGGAACGCAAGAUUCGUACUGGACCCGUGAAGAGAUUGAGAAGAAAUAUCCAGAGUUCUUAGAAUAAUUUUUCGAUAUCGCUUGUUCUCUAACAUCUAAUCUCAUAGCUCUUUCAAGUCACUUUUUUCUUCACUUUAUUCUCAAAAACUGGUCAACACAGCAUAGGGCUGAGCUAGAAUAGCAACAGAUGUCUAUCGUCAUCAAAGAAAAAUGAAAUUUUUGACAAAUGGAAAUUACUUCUACCAUUCCAUGUCUAGGUAUGACUUGAG
Molecule: messenger RNA, 1162 nt
Organism: Cylicocyclus nassatus
Lineage: Eukaryota; Metazoa; Nematoda; Chromadorea; Rhabditida; Strongylidae
Source: the annotation of a GenBank genome assembly